CCCUCCCUCUCUUGGUAGACUAGUGAAGUCAUCUUUCCUCAUCUGCUCCUUUUAAGCCGUCAUUUUUGAGAGGGAGGUCCCUACGACGCAUAUACAAACACUCAGUCAAGCAUCCUCACUCGUCCCAACACGCUGCACUAGUAGCCAGCAGACAACUGACCUAUUCCUUCACACAGGAGUCGGCAUGGCUAACAAAGGUCCAUCCUUCGGCCUGAGCCGGCAGGUUCAGGAUAAGAUCGACAGCAAGUACGACCCUGAGCUGGAGCAGAUCCUGGUGGAGUGGAUCAGCCGUCAGUGUGGCUCCGGGGUGGGGAAGCCAGAGGCCGGCAAAACUGGCUUCCAGACCUGGCUGAAAGAUGGAUGUGUUCUUAGUGAACUGAUUAACUCUCUGUUCACCGGGGACAAGCCAGUGAAGAAGAUUGCGAGCUCACCCGCAGCCUUCAAACAGAUGGAGCAGAUCUCCCAGUUCCUCAACGCUUCCGAGAAGUAUGGCGUCACCAAGACUGACAUGUUCCAGACCGUGGACCUUUGGGAAGGUAAGGACCUGGCGGCGGUGCAGAGGACUCUGUCAGCUCUGGGCAGCUUGGCCAUCACUAAGGAAGAAGGCACAUACAAAGGAGAGGCUAACUGGUUUUUCAAGAAAGCCCAGGAGAACAAGCGAGACUUCUCAGAUGACCAGAUGAAGGCGGGCAAAAACGUGAUUGGCCUACAGAUGGGGUCCAACCAGGGAGCCAGUCAGGAAGGGAUGAGCUAUGGAAGACCCCGGCAGAUCAUGUAAAACCACUGAGCCAGAUACCCCUAACCUCCUCAGCCCCUGACACCUUCUUACAGCCUGUUAGUUUAACCGGUACACUACAACUCCCCUUUAACCUUACAUUUCUUUCUGCUUUAGAUUUUAGCUUCCCUCUAACAGAUACCCUCGACUUCCUGGUCUUGACACUUUAGUUUACACAGAGUUCACCAUGCUUUGUCCUUCCACUGCAGUUAGGAACAGUACUACCUUAGCAGUCUUCAGUGGAAAUAGUAACCAGAAAAAUGACCGAUGCAUUGCCUUGGUGGUAAAAACAAAACAGUGACAAUGUGCCAAACAUUGGGCUUUUCCUUUCUAAUAUAAAUCAGCACUGAUAUUACAGAUAACUGACCACUGUGUCAUCUCUGAUAGCCUCAAAACCAUGUUGGAAAUAAUAAUUAUUAAGUAUUCUAUUAGAUUUUAGAAACAUUGGUUCUGGAUUCCAACACAAAGAAAUCAUCUGUAUUUAGAUAGAUUGCAUAAGGGAUAUUCUUACCAAAUUGAAUAACAACAGAACCCACGACGUACCUUAACUUGGUAUAAUUUACAAUAUUGUUACUUGUUAAUUGUUCCUACCUACCACUUACCACAAUGCCUGCUGUAUCAGCGCCGAUAUUUUUUGUACAUUGUCUUAUUAAAUAAUGACUUUGAAAUACA
This is a messenger RNA of Gymnodraco acuticeps, 1447 nucleotides long. RefSeq names its product transgelin (gene tagln). The record is from RefSeq and is a predicted model, not a curated record. Bases 185 to 778 code for a protein of 197 amino acids. The transcript has 5 exons. Lineage: Eukaryota; Metazoa; Chordata; Actinopteri; Perciformes; Bathydraconidae. Gene Ontology annotation, molecular function: protein binding.